AUGCCUGCAGAUAGCCCCGGUCCGAAAAACGGCUUCAAGUCGUUCCUCUCAAAUGCAUUGCGUCCUAAGAAAUCCCGCCAAACUCUACGGAAGGGCAGGUCGACGACAGACAUACGGGUAGCAGCCCGUGCCAGUCUCGAUGCUGCCCCUCCAAUGCCAGAGCUAGCUCCAUUGCACGCCCAUAGACUGAAAUACAAAGAGCUCCACGCCCAAGUGGACACACAGCUAGGCGAGCGAAGAGAUUAUACCGAAAUCAUCCACACCCUUGGCACACAGGACGUCAACGAAAUCACCGCACCAACAUACGAGAACAACGACCGUCGACCACGCGGUGAAGGCGACAUAGCAAGUCUCCCGCCCAAGCUAUGGUCCGAAAUAGCAGGAUACCUCAAUCCCGCUGAAGCCGCAUGCCUAGCAUUCGCCAGUACCACAUUAUACCAACGACUCGGGUCGAAAUACUUCAUAGCUCUCGACCAACCAUACAACUACACCUACAAACUCAACUUCCUCGCAGACCUGGAAAUCUCCCUCCCCCAUCACCUCCUCUGCUUCCCCUGCACCAAAUACCACCGCCGCACUCAAGAAGGCGCCGAACGCAUCCGCCCAACCCACGUCCUCAACCCACUCUUCAACUGCCCCAAUGCCACAAACGCACUGAACCCGCCACCCCGCCACCGCAUGGCCCACGGCCGUAAUCUCCCCUUCACCUUCGUCCAACUAGUCAUGCGCGCCCACCGCUUCGGCCUAAGAUACGGCAUCCCCGCAGAGGCCCUCGGACGCCGCUGGGAGCGCGAUGGCUGGUACCACACAUCCCGCUUCCACGUGCACGCCGGGCGUCUCCUAAUGCGCGUAACCAGCCAGACAUUCUCGUCGCCAGGCCUCACGCCCUCCGCGCAGCGCAUGCUGCUCUACUCGCGCGAAGACUACUGUCCGUACUUCAGCCAUUGCGCGCACUGGCGGGACGGCGAACUCAUGCCUGCGUGUAAGUGUGCGCUGGACCAUAUCCCUCGACCGCGCAGCACGGGCGGACUGCAGGGCCUGGAACAUCGAGUCAAGGACCGCAUUGCGGGGCAGGUGUUUGAUCCGAAUGCGCUGACGCUGCUGUGUGGGUUUUGUCGGCCGAUGCGGAGGUGUCCGGAGUGUCCGACGGAGUAUUUGAUUGAGGUGAAGUUGACUGAGGACCGUGGGGAUGGAAGGUUCAAGCAGGCGAUUGUUGUUACGCGGUGGAGUGAUCUUGGGGAUGGGAAGACGCCGGAGGGAAUUGAGUGGGGCGCUGUUAAUGGAGUGACAGAGGAUUAUGAUUCUUUUGUGCAUUAUGCGAAGCGCGGGAUUGCGAGUAUCUUUGAGGCGGCUUUUACGGCGGAUACGUUGCCUGGACAGCGGGUUGUUUCGUUGAAUCCGAAGAAGAAGAAGCUUGGCGAGGACGAGGAUGGGUGGUAUUAA
Messenger RNA from Penicillium paradoxum, 1443 nucleotides. RefSeq lists its product as uncharacterized. The transcript has a single exon. The coding region runs from base 1 to 1443 and encodes 480 amino acids. The record is from RefSeq and is a predicted model, not a curated record. NCBI's taxonomy places the organism in Eukaryota, Fungi, Ascomycota, Eurotiomycetes, Eurotiales, Aspergillaceae.